Molecule: messenger RNA, 363 nt
Organism: Saccharomyces cerevisiae S288C
Lineage: Eukaryota; Fungi; Ascomycota; Saccharomycetes; Saccharomycetales; Saccharomycetaceae
Gene: RPB11
Product: DNA-directed RNA polymerase II core subunit RPB11
Exons: 1
Coding region: 1-363 (120 amino acids)
Biological process (GO): transcription by RNA polymerase II; RNA-templated transcription; DNA-templated transcription
Cellular component (GO): RNA polymerase II, core complex; nucleus
Molecular function (GO): DNA binding; DNA-directed RNA polymerase activity; protein dimerization activity
Source: RefSeq, marked reviewed
AUGAAUGCUCCAGACAGAUUCGAACUGUUCCUUCUGGGUGAAGGGGAAUCCAAGCUAAAGAUUGACCCCGACACCAAAGCCCCCAACGCAGUAGUGAUAACGUUUGAGAAGGAGGACCACACGUUGGGAAACCUGAUUCGUGCAGAACUUCUGAACGACAGAAAAGUGCUGUUUGCCGCUUACAAGGUUGAGCAUCCCUUCUUCGCUCGUUUCAAGCUGAGAAUACAGACCACCGAGGGCUACGACCCGAAGGAUGCCUUGAAAAACGCCUGUAACAGCAUCAUUAACAAGCUUGGCGCCCUGAAGACAAAUUUCGAAACCGAGUGGAACCUGCAAACUCUAGCCGCCGACGACGCAUUUUGA